Molecule: messenger RNA, 885 nt
Organism: Rhinocladiella mackenziei CBS 650.93
Lineage: Eukaryota; Fungi; Ascomycota; Eurotiomycetes; Chaetothyriales; Herpotrichiellaceae
Exons: 3
Coding region: 1-885 (294 amino acids)
Molecular function (GO): oxidoreductase activity, acting on the CH-OH group of donors, NAD or NADP as acceptor
Source: RefSeq, a predicted model, not a curated record
AUGGAAGAGCUUGGCCCAGAAGAGUCCUUGCGAGCUGAGAACUCUGCCGCGCGCUCUCCAGAAGUGCGUAUCCGAACUAGAUCUGAGGCGACGAGCCAGAACAUGACCCACAAAACCCGAGUCAGAAAGUACGAGCACGUUCUUUUCCAAGGACAGACCUUCGUGGUCACUGGUGGAGGGUCUGGAAUUGGACUCGCCAUCACUCUGACUCUCUGCGAUCGAGGUGCCACAGUAUGGACACCGGAGCUAUCACCAAACCCGCCCGAGGAGCUGAAACCAUUAAUCGAAAGAGGAACGGUUCAUUUCAAAGGAGACAUCGAUGUUGCGAGCCGGACGGCCUGCAAGGCAUUCAUGGACGAUGUCAUCGCAACUAGUGGGCGGUUGGAUGGACUGGUGAAUAAUGCUGGGAUUGGAUUGACUGAAGGUCCCAUCGCCUCAGACGACGCUUUUGAUCGCAUGGUCGACGUGAACCUCAAAGGAACCUGGAAUUACGGAACGCAGGCACUUCAAAUCAUGCAAAACCAAGAGCCAAGGGGGCCAUGGGCUUCACGAGGGAAUAUUGCCAGCGGUGCAGGGCUGAGAGGAGUGAGCUGUUUGGCGGUGUACUGCGCGACAAAACAUGCACUGAUCGGACUAGCUCGAUCAUGGGCUCUGGAUUUCGGUUCGUACGGUAUUCGAGUCAAUGCUGUUGCGCCGGGCAUCACAGAAACACCAGCCUUUGUGAAGCGUGUAAGAGAGGAGGAGGGCUUCCUGGACACUCUGCCCAGUAAUCCUAUUAACAGAUACGGGAAACCCUCUGAAAUCGCGGCUUCGGUGUCAUUUCUUCUCUCAGACGAGUCUAGUUACGUGACGGGUGACGUUCUUGCUGUCAGUGGCGGCAGCUGA